UGAGCUUUCCGUUUAUUUGUUUUGAAUAUAUUUGAACGCUUAAACGCCUAUAAUUUUCUUAACAUUUCUGCGCACAUACGUGAGUGUGUAUUCACGCUAGGAAAUGUCCUUGUGAAUGUUAUUCGAAAUCGAACUUCCGUUUAAUUAUGGAUUGCACUAAAAUCGAUUUCUGUCACAAAAGUAAUUAUUAACAAUGAAUAUUUUAUUGUUGAUUUUCCAAUAUACCUGCCGCACAUGUUCUCUGCAAUAUAUUCACAUAUCCAUACAUAUAUGUAUGCAUAUAAAGAAGAAUAAUCCUUGGCAUUAGAAUAGUUGUUACUGAGUACACAAACAGCAGGCGACAAUGGGAAUUUGUGUUCGAUUUUUGUUUGUUUUAAUUCCUUAAAAUCUGAUUUGAUUAUGCUCGAUGAUACAACGCAUAUUGUUAAAGAAUUUGUUUAUUGCAUAUUAAGCAGAGGUGGCGCUAAAAUGUCUCCGACACUCUAUUAUCUACCGCCCAGUCCACCAUGUCGCAGCGUUUUGUUGUUGGGUAAAAUGUUGGGCAUUGAUUUCGAUUUGAAGAUCAUCAAUGUGUUGGCGGGUGAUCAGUUGAAGCCAGAUUUUCUUGAAUUGAAUCCUCAGCAUUGUAUACCUACAAUAAAUGAUGAAGGUCUCGUCUUGUGGGAGAGUCGCGCUAUUUUGCAAUACCUGGCCGCUGCAUAUGGCAAAGAUGAUUCACUCUAUCCAAAGGAUGUCCGUGUGCGUGCCUUGGUUGAUCAGCGGAUUCAUUUUGAUUUGAGCACCCUUUAUGCCCGCAUGUUUGAUUAUUAUCUACCAACCAUAUUCUGGAAUGCACCUUUAGAUGAAUCGAAAAAGGAUAGAUUGACCGAGGCAUUCGAUUGGUUUAAUUCAACUCUAAAGGGUCACGAAUUCGCGGCAACGGAUGCAUUCACAAUUGCUGAUCUCACACUUUUGGUAACGGUUUCACAAUGCGAAGCAUUCGGAUUCGAUGUUAAUUCCUAUAAUCGCGUUAAACACUGGUUACAGCGCUGCAAAGACUACAUGCAGCCAUACGAUUAUGAGGAGUUAAAUGGCAGCAAAGCAACAAUCUUGGCAGAUAUGUUACGCGCCAAAACGGAAAUCCCUUAAUUUCGUUGACGGAUCAUGGAAAAAAAUUUCCAAAAAAAAAAUAAAAAAAUAACUAAAAACCAAAAACUUUGGGCCAGUUUCACGUAGUGUAGUUUAGCUUAGUAUUUAUACACAAAAAAAAUCACUUACGUAAUAUACAUACAAACAUAGA
Molecule: messenger RNA, 1279 nt
Organism: Ceratitis capitata (Mediterranean fruit fly)
Lineage: Eukaryota; Metazoa; Arthropoda; Insecta; Diptera; Tephritidae
Gene: GstD11
Product: glutathione S-transferase D7
Exons: 4
Coding region: 400-1128 (242 amino acids)
Biological process (GO): glutathione metabolic process
Molecular function (GO): glutathione transferase activity
Source: RefSeq, a predicted model, not a curated record